Molecule: messenger RNA, 480 nt
Organism: Macrosiphum euphorbiae (potato aphid)
Lineage: Eukaryota; Metazoa; Arthropoda; Insecta; Hemiptera; Aphididae
Source: the annotation of a GenBank genome assembly
AUGUUUGAAAAAAUGCUUGAUAGACUAUCUCAGGGAUGGUACAUAAUUACGUACGCACUGGGUAUAUACCAUUUAAAUUUAUUUAUUGCAUUCCUUACACCAAAAAUAGAUCCAGCUAUGGACGAGUUUGAAGAUGAUUCUGGCCCAUCGUUGCCAACCCGAGCAAAUGAAGAAUUCAGACCAUUUAUUCGCCGACUACCUGAAUUUAAAUUUUGGUACUCGGUAAUAAAAUCUACAUUACUGUCAAUAUUUUUGACAUUUUUCCAAUUUUUUGACGUUCCUGUAUUUUGGCCCAUUCUUGUCUUAUACUUUAUUGUUCUAUUUUGUAUAACAAUGAAACGCCAAAUAAUGCAUAUGAUCAGAUACAGAUACUUACCAUUCACUCACAGUAAACCCAAAUAUCAAGGUCAUGAUGAGAGUGGAAAGCUAUCUCUAAUUCCAGAAAAAUUGGUACCAGUUGUCACUCAAAAUGUAACGUGA